UGACUUGUCAAACGCUGAUCGACAGAUGAAUGUAGAAAAUUGUGUACAUUUCACCGAGAGAUAUUUUAUAACGUUUUACUUUUUUUGUCAAUAAAAGAAAACAUAUAAAUGUGCUUUAUAAUUAAAAAAUAACCUUCUAAAAUAUAAAUAGUGUUUUGUUAAAAAUACACAACACUAAACAUAAAUCCCAAAAUGUCACAAAGGGAUUCUGGGCCAAUACCAAGUCGAUGGCUAAAUUGCCCACGAAAAGCUGCUGGACUUAUUGCCGAAAAGUUCUUAGCAUUUAAGACACCCUUGGGUCCUCAUUUCAAUGAGAAAGUUCCAGUCGAAAAUCGAUUCACGCCAUCCAUUUUAUUUUUAAAUCUGAGAGACCUAAAGAUAAAAUUAGGUCUGUGGAUAGACUUGACGAAUACAUCGAGAUUUUAUGACAAGAGUGAGAUAGAAAAGAAUGGAUGCAAAUAUAUUAAGAUGGCUUGUAGAGGUCAUGGUGAGACACCUACAAGGGAACAAACAAGGCAUUUUAUUGACACUGUCAACAACUUUAUGAAUCAAAAUCCAGAUGAUAUGAUUGGUGUUCACUGCACACAUGGAUUUAAUAGAACAGGAUUUUUAAUUGUAUCCUUCAUGGUGGAGGAAAUGGAUUUCAGCUUAGAUGCUGCGCUGCAUCAAUUUGCCACCAAACGAGAGCCAGGUAUCUACAAGCAGGAUUACUUGGAUGAGCUAUACAAACGGUACGAAGAUAGUGCAGACUUCCCCCCAACAGCAAUGCAGAGGCCACAGUGGUGUAAUGAAGAUGAAGAGGAAUAUGAUGAUGAUGAGUCGCAGGCUAAUUCAUCACAUGCAUCACAUUCUGAGGCAAAUUCAUCAUUUAAACAUGACAGAGGAAGAAAUAAGAAAGGUCAUAUGAAACCUAAAGAGUUUAUCCCACCUAUUCAUGGAGUUAAUUUUUAUGAAAAUGAAGAUGAUGUACUUAGUAUACAGCAGAAGGCUAAAAACUUUUGCAAAUGGACUGGCAAAGGUUUUCCAGGAUGUCAGCCGGUGUCAAUGACAGUGGAAAAUAUCAGUUAUCUGCAACUAAAACCUUACCGAGUGUCGUGGAAAGCAGAUGGUGUUAGGUACAUGAUGUUAAUUGACGGCAAAGAUAGAGUGUUCAUGUUAGACAGAGAUUUUUCAAUAUUCAAAGUGGACGGACUGAUAUUUCUACACAACAAGACUAUGAAACAUUUGACAGAUACUCUCCUUGAUGGGGAAAUGGUUGUAGAUAAAGAGGACGGUGAAGAGAAACAUAGAUAUCUAUGCUAUGAUAUUAUCCGAUUUGAAAAUCAAAAUGUAGGCCGGGAGUCUUUCUAUCCGGUUCGGUUAAUGUGUAUAGAAAAGGAAAUUAUGAAUCCCAGAAAUAGGGCAAUUGGCAGCGGUAUGAUAAGUAAAGGUCCCUUUAGUGUCCACUUAAAGGAGUUUUGGGACUUAAGCAUGACGCAUUAUUUACUAGAUGAGAAAUUCACCAAGAAACUAUGCCAUGAACCUGAUGGACUUAUAUUUCAACCAUCUAAAGAGGGCUAUGUGGCAGGCGCGUCGGACGAAGUAUUGAAAUGGAAACCAAGCGACAUGAAUAGUGUUGACUUUAGAUUGAAAAUUACCACCGAAAGUGGACUUGGUAUGCUGCCAAAGAAAAUUGGCCUCCUUUACGUGUCCCGUGAGAAAACUCCGAUCGGCAAUAUAAAAAUAACAAAGCAAAUGAAACAUUUGAACAACAAGAUAAUAGAGUGCAAGUUUGAGAACGGCCAGUGGGUGUUUAUGAGAGAGAGGACAGAUAAAUCAUUUCCCAAUAGUCGCAACACCGCCAUGGCUGUUUGGGAGAGUAUAAGUAACCCAGUUACAAAAGAGUACCUGCUAGAUUUUAUAAACAAGAGGAGUUUCCACGACGACUCCGAGAUGCCGCCGCCCAAGCGCAGUCGCUAGACUAUUUAUUCAUUACUUAUAACUAGUAAAUAUAUCAUCACUAUAAAUUAUAAA
Messenger RNA from Papilio polytes (common Mormon), 2013 nucleotides. RefSeq names its product mRNA-capping enzyme (gene mRNA-cap). The transcript is spliced from 12 exons. The record is from RefSeq and is a predicted model, not a curated record. Gene Ontology annotation, biological process: protein dephosphorylation; 7-methylguanosine mRNA capping. Bases 193 to 1959 code for a protein of 588 amino acids. Gene Ontology annotation, molecular function: protein tyrosine/serine/threonine phosphatase activity; mRNA guanylyltransferase activity; ATP binding. Lineage: Eukaryota; Metazoa; Arthropoda; Insecta; Lepidoptera; Papilionidae.